Messenger RNA from Sclerotinia sclerotiorum 1980 UF-70, 1329 nucleotides. RefSeq lists its product as hypothetical. NCBI's taxonomy places the organism in Eukaryota, Fungi, Ascomycota, Leotiomycetes, Helotiales, Sclerotiniaceae. Gene Ontology annotation, molecular function: chorismate synthase activity; FMN binding. The record is from RefSeq and is a predicted model, not a curated record. Gene Ontology annotation, cellular component: cytosol. The transcript has 2 exons. Gene Ontology annotation, biological process: aromatic amino acid biosynthetic process; chorismate biosynthetic process. Bases 1 to 1329 code for a protein of 442 amino acids.
AUGUCUACAUUUGGUCAAUACUUCAAAGUUACUACGUACGGAGAGUCGCAUUGUCGCUCUGUAGGAUGUAUAGUCGAUGGAGUUCCACCAGGAAUGGAACUCACAGAAGCAGACAUUCAACCUCAAAUGACUCGUCGUCGUCCAGGUCAAUCUGCCCUUACUACUCCCCGGGAUGAGAAAGACAAAGUCGAAAUUCAAUCUGGCACAGAAUUUGGAAUUACCCUUGGUACACCAAUCGGAAUGAUUGUUCGUAACCAAGAUCAGCGACCACACGAUUAUGGAAACAAAACAAUGGAUCUCUACCCUCGCCCUUCUCACGCAGAUUGGACAUACCUCGAGAAGUACGGUGUCAAGGCAAGCAGUGGUGGUGGAAGAAGUAGCGCAAGAGAAACAAUUGGUAGAGUGGCAGCAAGUGCAAUUGCUGAAAAAUAUCUCAAACUCGCCCAUGGAAUCGAAAUUGUCGCAUUUGUCUCUUCUGUUGGCAGUACCCAUAUGUUCCCACCCACCGCCGAACACCCAAGUCCUUCCACAAACCCCGCUUUUCUCUCACUCAUUCAAGACAUAACACGAGAGCGUGUUGAUGAAUUUGUUCCGGUCCGUUGCCCUGAUAUCAAAGCAUCUGAGAAAAUGGCCGAAGUCAUCGCAGAAUACAGAGAUAAACAAGAUAGCAUUGGAGGAACCGUUACUUGCGUGAUUCGCAAUGUUCCUUCCGGCCUUGGCGAACCUUGUUUCGACAAAAUGGAAGCAAUGCUCGCUCAUGCAAUGCUCAGUAUCCCUGCCUCUAAGGGUUUCGAAAUCGGAUCUGGUUUUGGUGGUUGUGAAGUCCCAGGAUCCAAACAUAAUGACGCAUUCAUCCUUGCUACUGAAGUUCCACCUCUCGAAACCGGAGCAUCAAAGAAUGGAAUCCCACGUCCUAGAUUAACCACUAAGACAAAUAACUCUGCUGGUAUUCAAGGAGGAAUUACGAAUGGUGCUCCAAUUUACUUCCGUGUAGCAUUUAAACCCGCUGCCACCAUUGGUCAACCCCAAGAAACUGCUACUUAUGACGGUACUGGUGCCGGUAUUUUGGAAGCAAAGGGUCGUCAUGAUCCAUGCGUUGUUCCCAGAGCAGUACCUAUUGUAGAAGCUAUGGCAGCUCUCACAGUUAUUGAUGCAUUAAUGGCACAACAAGCUCGUCAAACCUCUAGAAGUCUUUUACCUCCUCUCAAGAACAUUGUACCUGCGAAGUAUACAGUAGUUGGUGGUGAUGCUGCAAAGGAGAAGAUGGAGAUACAAGAUAAGGGGGUUGCUGGUGGUAUUAAUGAGGAAGUUUUGAAUGGAUUAAAUUAG